CACUUAAUAUUUUCUCUUACAGAGCAAAAAUGCAGAUCUUUGUGAAGACCUUGACAGGGAAGACCAUCACCCUGGAGGUUGAGCCCAGUGACACCAUUGAGAACGUGAAGGCCAAGAUCCAGGACAAGGAAGGCAUUCCUCCUGACCAGCAGAGGCUGAUCUUUGCUGGCAAGCAGCUGGAAGAUGGGCGCACCCUGUCCGACUACAACAUCCAGAAGGAGUCCACUCUGCACAAUGUUCUGCCCUUGAGAGGUGGCAUGCAGAUCUUUGUGAAGACCCUGACUGGCAAGACCAUCACCCUGGAGGUUGAGCCCAGUGACACCAUUGAGAACGUGAAGGCCAAGAUCCAGGACAAGGAAGGCAUUCCUCCUGACCAGCAGAGGCUGAUCUUUGCUGGCAAGCAGCUGGAAGAUGGGCGCACCUUGUCCGACUACAACAUCCAGAAGGAGUCCACUCUGCACCUUGUGCUGCGCCUGAGGGGUGGCAUGCAGAUCUUUGUGAAGACCCUGACUGGCAAGACCAUCACCCUGGAGGUUGAGCCCAGUGACACCAUUGAGAACGUGAAGGCCAAGAUCCAGGACAAGGAAGGCAUUCCUCCUGACCAGCAGAGGCUGAUCUUUGCUGGCAAGCAGCUGGAAGAUGGGCGCACCCUGUCCGACUACAACAUCCAGAAGGAGUCCACUCUGCACUUGGUGCUGCGCCUGAGGGGUGGCAUGCAGAUCUUUGUGAAGACCCUGACUGGCAAGACCAUCACCCUGGAGGUUGAGCCCAGUGACACCAUUGAGAACGUGAAGGCCAAGAUCCAGGACAAGGAAGGCAUUCCUCCUGACCAGCAGAGGCUGAUCUUUGCUGGCAAGCAGCUGGAAGAUGGGCGCACCCUGUCCGACUACAACAUCCAGAAGGAGUCCACUCUGCACCUUGUGCUGCGCCUGAGGGGUGGUAACUGAAGUAGCUAUUCAGUGCUUGCAUCCAUGUGAAAGUUUCACUGCACUUGUUCAUUCCAAUAAAGCUGUUGCAUCCACAAAAGUUUGUGUCUCUUAAAUUAUAUAAGCAAAUAUUUUGGUUAGACUUGGUUAAUAAAAUGUAAUUAUCUUGCUUGAAAGUAUUAUAAAGAUGUAGUUAAAAGCUGCCCUGUGUAAGGUUUAGUCAUACCUGAAAAGAAUGACUAGCCCAUUGGACAUGGUUCUCCUGAGAUUGUAGUGGUGGUCUUAACUCGCUAACAGUACAAUUCUGAUUUGCAGCUCUUAAACUACUGUUGUGCAGUUACAUGCAGGUGUAAUUUAAUAUUUGAACAGUGACCACGGAUUGAAGGUAAGAAGCCUCCUCAUGUGACCAACUUGGAUCAGCCAGCUGGAAUCUUUUCCAGGUCUUCUGGUUAAAUCUGUAAUAGCAAAGGAAGUAGAAUAAACAAUACACAUGCUUGCAUGUAUGAAUGUGUGCAUUGCAGUAAGUAAUAUGAAAAGAACUGAGUACUGUGGGUCUUAGCUUGGCAGGCUAGACUUCAAACAGACCUGUUUAUCCUGCAAAUCGGAAUCCUUUAUGGUCUGGGAGACUUUGGUAAUACUUGGCUCAGUAAUUGCCAGGUCCUGCCCGGAGUGUUUCAUUAAUGUGAGAAGUUAGCUUGCGAAGCACUCGGAAGUUUCGGUAAAGGAUAGCUUUGUUGGGACCCCCCAAGGCCACCCUGGCUUUGCAAUCCUACACUGACCUAACCAACUCACUGUAUGCUGUGCAGUGGUAGAAAUGUCACUACUGAUACUGCAGGUCCAACUGAGUGUUUGAAGUGCUGCCUUCUUAAAUCUGUCGGCUAGUGUGAGUUUUCCAAUCAUUCAGUUACCGGGUAGCCUUUAUUCUUUGCACAGCUUAAGCAUGUUAGCAGACUUUGUAACCUAAGAUGUACCAGCUUGUUUAAAAAUAUCUUUUGGAAUGCACUUCUGUUCCAGCUUUGUGCUAUGUGGAAACAUGACAGUGUUGAUUAGCUAAAACAGAAGUGUUAAAGAACAGUUCCCAUACAGUAAGAGAACAGACAAAAGGGAAGUCUUCACAAAACUAUUGGGCAGUAGAAUGGAGAUCACCAAAUAAAUGGUUUGUCUUCUGAAGUAAGCUCAGUAAAUAGUUAACCAAGCUGCUGCACUUGGAAUCAGGGAGACUAUGGAAACUACAGAA
This is a messenger RNA of Struthio camelus australis, 2163 nucleotides long. The record is from RefSeq and is a predicted model, not a curated record. NCBI's taxonomy places the organism in Eukaryota, Metazoa, Chordata, Aves, Struthioniformes, Struthionidae.